This is a messenger RNA of Eubalaena glacialis (North Atlantic right whale), 1350 nucleotides long. RefSeq names its product PAXIP1 associated glutamate rich protein 1 (gene PAGR1). The transcript has 3 exons. Bases 358 to 1122 code for a protein of 254 amino acids. Lineage: Eukaryota; Metazoa; Chordata; Mammalia; Artiodactyla; Balaenidae. The record is from RefSeq and is a predicted model, not a curated record.
CAGCUGAGGUGGCGAAACUUCGAGGUGUGGGUAGAGGGUGCCGGAUCCAGGUGUAGAGAGAGGCGGUAUCAAGGCGAGAAGAGCGGGUCCGCCCCUCUCCCGCCUGGAAAGUGGUUUCUGCCGGUCCCUGGGAACACCGGAGUACCGGAUCUCGAUCCGUGGGGGCGGGGUCCUUGGAGGGGACGGAGCGCCCCCUCCUGGGAACAGGCGGUCUGUUCGCAGGGACUGCUGUUGGAGCCUGAUUGGUUAGAGAGACAUUCCCUAAACCCCUGGGGAGCCCAACCCUUGGGGUUGGGGGAUCCCCAGCUCAGUACUCCUGCAUUUCCUAUCAUCGCAGGGCCCCUUCCCUAGUGACAUAUGUCCCUUGUCCGGGGCCAUGGAGACACUGCAGCCACCACGGCGGCGCCUCUGUCUGAAGAAGGGGAAGUGACCUCCGGCCUCCAGGCUCUGGCCGUGGAGGAUACUGGAGGCCCCUCUGCUUCGGCCGAUCAAGCCGAGGAAGAGGGGGAAGGAGGCCGGGAGGAGGCUGAGCAUGAGGGGUCCGGGGCCGAGGAGGUGCAGGGAGAAGCCCCCAGCACUGAGGGGGAAGAGCAUGCCAAGGGAGAAUCCGAGGACUGGUGCGUGCCCUGCAGCGAUGAAGAGGUGGAGCUGCCCGCGGAUGGGCAGUCCUGGAUGCCACCCCCCUCGGAAAUCCAAAGGCUCUAUGAAGUGCUGGCUGCCCACGGUACCCUGGAGCUACAGGCUGAGAUCCUGCCCCGCCGGCCACCCACACCUGAGGCCCAGAGUGAAGAGGAGAGAUCCGAUGAGGAGCCAGAGGCCAAAGAGGAGGAAGAGGAAAAACCGCACAUGCCCACAGAAUUUGACUUUGAUGAUGAGCCAAUGACACCAAAGGACUCCCUGAUUGACCGGAGACGCACCCCAGGAAGCUCAGCCCGGAGCCAGAAACGGGAAGCGCGCCUGGACAAGGUCCUCUCAGACAUGAAGCGACACAAGAAGCUGGAGGAGCAGAUCCUUCGUACUGGCAGGGACCUCUUCAGCCUGGACUCAGAGGAUGCCAGCCCCACCAGCCCCCCGCUCCGGUCCUCAGGAAGUAGCCUCUUCCCCCGGCAGCGGAAAUACUGAGUGCUGCUGCCCUUAGGGUGCAGAGUCUACCUGCUGGGGCCUUGGCUCUUCUUCCCUAACCCAGGCCGCUGGGAAACUUGGGAAGAGGAGAGACACUCCAAGCUCCCAACACAGCACCUUGCCAGAAAGAGGACAUACGUGUAUGUGUUUGUGUUUUCUAUUCAACAUCUCUUUGGAGACCUGGGCUGAAUUUUCUGAAUCUAAAAUAAAAAAUACCAAGUUAUCUUC